AUGCCCGCCACUACAACUCUCUUCCGCACCGCCCGGCCGGUUUUCCAACAGUCCGUAUCACGGACCGUUUUCCGCGCCAACUUCUCUCAGACCGGUCGACGCUUCGCUAGCACAACGACACAAGCAGGCGAAGCCGCCCAGCAGAGCUUUUUCCAGCGCAUGUGGAACAGUCCGGUUGGCCUCAAGACGGUGCAUUUCUGGGCCCCAGUAAUGAAGUGGGCGAUCGUCAUCGCCGGUAUCACAGACUUCGCGCGACCCGCUGAGAAGCUCUCGUUAACCCAAAACGGCGCUCUAACGGCUACCGGUCUGAUCUGGACUCGGUGGUGCUUUGUCAUUACUCCUAAGAACUACCUUCUCGCUGCUGUCAACUUUUUCCUCGGUAUCGUCGGUAUCACUCAGGUUGCCCGUAUUGCUAUCUACCGCUCCUCUCAGAAGAACCUACCCGCCGCUGUUGAGUCCGAAGCCACUCAGGUCAAAGAGGCUGUCAAGUCAUAA
Molecule: messenger RNA, 495 nt
Organism: Hypoxylon trugodes
Lineage: Eukaryota; Fungi; Ascomycota; Sordariomycetes; Xylariales; Hypoxylaceae
Product: UPF0041-domain-containing protein
Exons: 2
Coding region: 1-495 (164 amino acids)
Biological process (GO): pyruvate import into mitochondria
Cellular component (GO): mitochondrial inner membrane
Molecular function (GO): pyruvate transmembrane transporter activity
Source: RefSeq, a predicted model, not a curated record